GCGGCGGGAAGGGCGGACUCCGCCCCGGGCCGCGCCGGGUACCGUAUUUCCGCACCGCUCCCGCCGCUUCCCGGCGGCCUCUGCGGCGGCGGUUGCUAGGAGCGGGUUUGAACGGCGGCCCGCUGUAAUUGUAAGCAGAGAACAAAUAACUGGAUUUUCAGCAUCGAGCGGAUGUGAUGGGACCAAGCAAGCCAGCGAUGUCUGAUGCUGCAUUUGCAUUUACUACCCAGCUAUACAGGAACGAAGCAAAGGCUUUUGUAAAGCCACAGCUCCAGUUUAAUAGAAGUGUUCCUGCAGUUCCAGAGAACUUGGCUCUCAGAUUCUCUAACCCCCGUCCAAUUAUAAUAGAAAAACUGAAGGCAUCCAAUGAUCAGAGAAAUCCACCUGGAAGUGGGGACCCCAGCAUACGAAGUUCUGGCAUGUUUUCAGUAAUAUCUGAAGAGAGACUAAAAUUGGCUAUUUGGCUAGCCAAAAGGGACAUAAAGCGAAGACAUCUCGAAGAGCAAGUGAAACAGCAAGUGUUCGGAGGUGCUGUCAAUAAACCAUUGUUGGCCCAGAAGUCACAACAGCAGAAGACUGAAGUAUUUGAAAAUAAAAAUGCACUGAGGUCUCAAACUCGCUUGAAAUGUCAGCAGAAACUCGGUCAGCCUUCCAAAGUGGAGACCACCACCUCUGGCGCUAAGGUUUAUCUCUACACACCAAAUGAGGGAAAGCUCUUACCAGCUGGUUUGGACUCUCCACCUCCACCCACCCACAACACAGGACCGGACCCCAAGCCAAAUGUAAACAAAAAAGAAGAUAAAAAUGUGCAGGAAGUCCGACGUCUGCAAAAGGAAUUGAGAAGCUAUGUCCAGAAGAUUGAAGAACUGACUAAAAAAGGGAGAGAUAGAGAAAUUUUAGACCCUGAUAAAGAGCAACAAGUUUGCAUUAGAAGACAGAAACAAGCUGCACGGUCAGCUCGGAUGCUGUAUGUACUCCAGCAACAGGUAAAAGAAAUUCAAGAUGAUUUAGAGAAACUGAGUCCUCACAAAAUCAAGCAUACUAAAAAGUCUCGAGCAGUAUCCAGGUUGGCAGCAGCACACAGAGGAGCUGUACGAGCCUUGCAGGCAUUUGCCAACCAGUUUACAGAUCAAACAGAGCAGCAGAUUCCUACCCACUACAAGGAACUGGGCAGUCUCAUUCGACAACUGUCUCUCUGUUCUGCCAAACUAGAAGUGGAUUCUUCCAUUUCUGACAUUAUCAUAGAUAUUUUGCUGCAAGUUGAGGAUCUGGAUUCACUGCUGGAAAAGAAACAAACACCCAAAAAAGUGAAGAAAUGUAUUUCAGCAUCUCAGGGCAAAUCUCCAAGGAACACUGAGACAUUUCCAGCCAGAAAGCAGCUCACAUCUCCAAAAGGAGAAAAUAAACCUCUCAUCUUAAAGGGACAGCAUGGACAAGAACAUAAAAAGCCUCCUGCUGCCAGGAGUCUCUUGACUGCCAUUCAGAAGGCAAACAGUUGUGCUCACAUAUUGCACAAUGAAUUCCAAGAAGAAAAUGAGCCACCUACUCCAGAGAGAAAUGCCACUUUACAAGGAAGCACAGAUGCACUGGUGAGUGCUAGAGCUGUAAAAAAAGAUCCCAUCGUUGAAAGUGGCCCCUUUAAGAAGAAAGGCGUGUUAUUACCUGCAAAAUCACAGGGAAUACUGAAAUCUCUAAAAUCAAGACAGAUACAGCCUCGAGGAAAGCCUGCCCGAUUUCAAGAGACAACUAUAGCUUUCCAGCUAAAACAGAACAAGCGACUUGUUAAGGAGAGCAGAAAAACCCGUGCGCCUCCAGCCCCGGCAUCUCCACCUGUUUCACCUGAGCGGCUAGCAAGGCUUGAAGCUGAAACUUCAAGAAGAGUGAAGGAGCUACCUGACCUCAACAGAGGAGAAAUGAAAAAAUUACAAAAGUUAAGGUCACAAAGUGCUUCUCCAACCCAGUAUGCAGACAAAGUUGAGAAGGCAGUACAGGAGGGCUUGGAACCUGUCCUAGAUAGGGCACAGCAGGUUGCAGCAAAUGCAGAUACUCUGAGUGAAAAGCUAUUGGAUGAUCUUUUGGAAGAUACCGCUCAGGAACUGUGGAGCAUGAAGCAGUGUGAGAGAUUGCAAACCCAGGCUCUGCCUAUGGCUGACACUUAUAGUCUGGAGUCAAUGCUGCAAAGAAUGGAAGAAAUUGAAAGGUACCAGGAGGCUGUACGCAGGAGAUUCACCCAGAUUGUGUACAGUGAUUCGGAGUUCUGGGCCCAGGAAGGCAAAACGGAACAACAAAUUGCAUCAAUAGCAAAAAGACCUACGUCUCCUCAUCCAAUUCAGAUAACCAAAUUCAUGGGACGUGCAGAGCCAGAAAUGGACAUUUUAUAUGAAAAACUUCUUGAUGGCAAUGAUAUUGAUGAAAACAAAGAAGCAGAGGAGAAACUGCAGACUGGAAGUGACGUUCUGCAGCCCUUGACUCAGAAUUCUCUACAUCGAGAGUGCUGUGUCUAUCUCUCUGUGCCAAAGCAUAUGCUCCAGAGCAUCUUGGAUUAUAACAGCAGAUACUUGCAUCACUUAAAGCUUAUUUCCCAUGAGGCGGUAGGCAAUUUCAAUCCAUGGCAGAUUGCUGAGAGUCUGGCAGAGCAACUAACAGAAGAAGCCCUGAGUGAUGUGGCAGCAGAGCUGCAGGAUGUUUGUGAGGAUUAUGCAGAAGCUGUGUUCACGUCAGAGUUUUUGCAGCCAGUGCAGUAAAUGCUUUCAAAUCCGCCCUGUUAUCAAAUGCAACGUCAGCCUCAGUCUAACGGUCUUGUCAGAUGAUCUAAUUUUUCAUGUUUUUUAAAAAGUCUGUGAGAUUCUGUUCAGCAAAUGAAUUAAGUCCAUCAAGGAUUCAUCUUAGGUUUUUAUAAAACCAUUAUCACAAUGUUUUCCUUUUCAGACUUUAUUAUACUGCAUUUAUCAGGACUUUUAUCCAGCCAUUCAAUAGAAUGAAGUAAACCGUUACAGGUAAAGUUUAUAUAACUUGAUAGGAAUACUGAUCCAUUGGUAUACCUGUGUUACUUCACUCAUUUUUAUAUGUGAUCUUCUUACUAGAAUAAAAUACUGUGAGGAGGACUGGGUUCAAGCAGUGUCACGGACUUAGCUGUACUGUGCCUCAGUUUUCUGCUUUAAAAUGGGGAGAAUCCGAUGACUGACCUCGUAAGGGAGCUAUGGGGUUUAGUUUAUUCUUCUCAGUAAAAUGCAUUGAAUGUAUCUGAUAGUUGUGUUGGAAGAAUGAAGCAUUACUUAUAUUUCUAAAGCCAAGAUGGAACAGUCCAGAGUAAAAGCUGUUUGGUUUUGCUGUUUAGGGUUUUCAGUAUCGUGUAAGAAAGACGUUGUCUGACCACCGUGCUUAGCAAAUAUGCUAGGAUUAGUUCUUUUGGGGAUAUGGCUAUCCAAAGGAAGGUUCUCACGGCACAGCAUUAAGUUGAUGUAAAUGGCUGUAGCCACUUAGUGGCUCUACUCGUAGCUUGGACUCUUGCAAUCGACUUCUGAAUGUAGUACCUCUUCUCUUGGCUCCUGAACGUCCCUAGUACAUUACGCACAGACAAAUGCGACCUUUCAAUAGAAGCAUAUGAUGGCGAUUUUCUCCCUUUUUUUCUUAAACUAGUCUAAAAGAUAAUUUUAUCAGCAUUUAGUGAUCCAACCCCAUAUUCCUCAUUCUUAAGAAUCCCAUUGACAUCAAGAAUAAGGAAAUAAAUGAAGAAUUGGCAUUUCUGCAAUACUGAAUUAACUUGUUCAUUUCAAGUAAUCAAUGUACUGUUUUGGGUUAUGUCUGGAGCAAGCAGUAAGUAAUAAUUAUUUAUUCUAGGGAAAUGCAAAUUUAACCCUUGAGGUAACCCGAAAAACAAUAUGACAGUCUGUUUCCUUUGACUCAUUUAUUUUCUCCAAUAGCGUUCAACCUAUAACAGAAUCAUUUUUAACCUUCUAAGAUUAUUUGUAUUUCCUCUAAUUAGAACACACAUUAUUUUAAAAAUAAUUUUGUUUUUAUUGAAGCCUGGUUUACUGUUUUGUUUUGUAAUUUACACCAAAUGCAAUGAUGUAAAUGUUACUGCUGAUGUGUGACUUUGCUGAUGUGUGAUUUCUGUAAUUUAAAACACUAUCUUUUUUUUUUAUUUCUGACGUUAUAGAGAAGUCCAAAAGAUUAAAGCCAUAGUGUCUCUAUGUAUGUGUAUAUAUGCUUGUGAAAGUAUUUUCAAGAUGUUUUGUUUUUUAAUAAACAACAC
This is a messenger RNA of Chroicocephalus ridibundus (black-headed gull), 4255 nucleotides long. Its product is annotated as KIAA0753 ortholog. The transcript is spliced from 16 exons. The record is from RefSeq and is a predicted model, not a curated record. The coding region runs from base 177 to 2744 and encodes 855 amino acids. Gene Ontology annotation, biological process: centriole replication; protein localization to centrosome. Lineage: Eukaryota; Metazoa; Chordata; Aves; Charadriiformes; Laridae. Gene Ontology annotation, cellular component: centriolar satellite.